CACACACAACAGGGCUGUCCGCAUGGAUCCGGGCUCAGGCACACUGCGCGCCGCUGUCCUGGAUGCGGCACAGCUUGAGACAGGAGGCUGCUGCAUGAUCCCUACAUUUGAAAACAUAGAGAAUAACACAGAUAACGACAUUUGUGUCAGGUUAAACUAAGCAGGCAGAGGAAGAGGGAGCUGUUUUGUCGUGUAAUUGUCGGAGUCAGUGUGUUGGAGAUGGAGCGGUGGAAAGGGAGAGUGGCCCUGGUGACCGGAGCCUCUGUGGGGAUCGGAGCGGCUGUAGCCCGGGCACUGGUCCAGCAAGGCAUGCGGGUCGUCGGCUGUGCCAGGAGUGUCGACAAAAUAGAGAAGCUGGCAGCAGAGUGUCAGAGCGCCGGCUACAGCGGCACACUGAUCCCUUAUAAGUGCGACCUGUCCAACGAGGAGGAGAUCCUGUCCAUGUUUUCAGCCAUCAAGACGCUGCACAAGGGAGUGGACGUGUGCAUCAACAACGCUGGCCUCGCCCACAAUGAGCCGCUGCUCAGCGGGAAGACGGAGGGCUGGAGGAACAUGAUCGAUGUAAAUGUGUUAGCUCUGUCCAUCUGCACCCGUGAGGCCUACAAAUCAAUGAAGGAGAGGAAUGUGGACGACGGCCACAUUAUCAAUAUUAACAGUAUGGGGGGGCACAGGAUGGUACCCAGUGCUGAUGAGCAUUUCUACUGUGCCACCAAAUACGCCGUGACGGCUCUGACUGAGGGGAUUCGACAAGAGCUCCGAGAAGCCAACACCCACAUCAGAGCCACAUGUAUUUCUCCUGGACUGGUGGAGACUGAGUUCGCCUUCCGGCACCACAACAGCGACCCGGAGAAAGCAGCCGCCGUGUACGAGAGUAUGAAAUGCUUGAAAGCAGAAGAUAUAGCCAGUGCCGUCACGUUUGUCCUCGGAGCCCCCCCUCAUGUCCAGAUCGGAGAUGUGCAGAUGAGGCCGGUCGAGCAGGUGUCAUAGCAGUGAGAAGGGAAGCUGCAGGAGGAGCGGACAGACGGCAGCCACGGUGACUCUUUAGCAACCUCUGCUGGGCGUAGGAAGAAGGGCGUGUGGGGGGUUGGGGUACAAAACAAAUCAACUACAGCUGGUGUUGGAUCUGCUGGGACGUGGUCGAAGAGGGCUGGAGCCUUAAGUAGGCUGGGCGUGGACUUUGUAACACCACUACAGAAAUACUACUGAAUGCAGAAACCUGUUUUUUUUAUUUGUAUGAUGAUUGGUCCUGGUCCUGGUCCUGGACUGAGCUGAAUCUCCAGACUACAGAUGCAACAAAUAGGAGAGGAGGGAGCUGCUGCUGCUGCGCCACGUGGUCGUCUGCACGGCCGUCACGUCAGAGGGGAGCGAACGCCAUUGAUUGCACAUGUUGUGUGUUUUGUUCUGUAGGUCAUGUGACAUAUCUUUUUGAAAUCACAUGGAAAAAAAGGUAAUUGCUGUUUAUGAAAAAAUGACUGUUUUCUGUGGUUUAAUUUUUUUUUAUAAGUAUUUUAACUUUGAUCAUAGCUAGACGUGUUCUCAUACUCACUAACCGUAAACAAAACUUUACUGCACUCGCUUUCACUAACCAUCCGCUAGGCCACCCGGCCGCCUUCAAGGCCUUCGCACACUGAGUCCCAUUUAUCGUCCAAUAUUGACGCUCGUUUAAAAAGUGAUGUGAUCAUGUGAUCUCAUGUUGUGUCGAUCAGGUCUGCACACUGACGCCGAUGUUUCUCAGAAAAUGUUCGGUUUUCUUCUGUUUUCUUGCUUCCAUCUCUUAUAGGCGUGCAUGCUUGGUGCGUGCGGCGGGAGUCUGAUCUGUCCCGUUGACUCGGUGCUCAGAUCACGCCACUCGAUCUCAAACAUACCGCCAGUCGCUGCUCUGGAUGAACUGCUUCCAGUAAAUAGAAAAUCAGUCUAAGGUGUGGUUCUACUAAAGCGAGCAGUUAUCGGACCUCUGACUUCCUGAAACUCACCUGGAGAGUCUGCAGCUCCUUUAUGGACCGGAGAAACUCUCCUCGCUCUCGUAACCUGCAAGUAUCUGUGCAGGUUCUCAGUCAUCCGGGUUAUGGUAUGCUGGAUCCAAAGACAGCUGGACUCGUCUGAAGAUCUUGAAGACGUUUCCCCGCUCAUCCUCAGAACUGAAGAAGUCUUGAAGAGGUGAAAUGUCUUCAACAUCUUCAGCCGAGUCCAGCUGUCUUUGGAUCCAGCUUCAAAUCUCGAACAGCAAACUUUUGCAAUCAACAAAAACUCAACACAUCGGACUCAGCGUGCAAAGGCCUUCACACUCUGCUUAUUUUCCAGAACACGUUCAGUCACCAGGUUUAAGAAAUCAGAGCAUCACAGACAGAAAUCACACACACACACACCUUUCUCUGGUCCACCUCUCUUGUGUGUACCUUCAGUUAUUCUGCACUUUGGAUUCACGAGGAAGUCAAACACUGGAAACAAACGUAUGUAGGGGGAAGACACUAACUCCAUGCACAUGUAUGCUCGAAAGAAAUGUGGAACUGUCUCCUUUAAAUGAAUAAAAAAAAAAGAUUGCUUGAAAAA
Messenger RNA from Labrus mixtus (cuckoo wrasse), 2550 nucleotides. RefSeq names its product dehydrogenase/reductase 11a (gene dhrs11a). The transcript is spliced from 7 exons. Bases 220 to 987 code for a protein of 255 amino acids. Lineage: Eukaryota; Metazoa; Chordata; Actinopteri; Labriformes; Labridae. The record is from RefSeq and is a predicted model, not a curated record.